AUGAAAACACCAUCAAUAUUGAAACAAGUUGCAGAAUUACUCACUGUAGCUUCCAUCACCAAAACCCUCUCCAAAAACCCCCAAACCCUAACCCAAUUCACCACCCUCACCCAAACCCUAAUCCUCAAAAUCCUCUCUAACCCAUCACUCCACAUUUCCCACAAACUCAAUUUCUUCAAUUCCCACAACACCAUUCAUUCUCCAACUACCUACUCUCUCAUUCUCCACAAUCUCUGCAAACCCACCACCCCUCUUCCCCUCCUCCAUCAACACCUCCCUCAGCUUCUCCACUCCAUGAAACAAACCGGUAUUGCUUUCGACUCCGGUUCAUUCAAUAAUCUCCUCAAUUUCCUCAUCAAAUUCUCUCAUAACAACAAUAAAAAUUUCAAUUUUGUUAUUGAUAUAUUGGAUUAUAUUCAAACGCAGAAUCUUCAACCUAUUGGUACUACGCCUUUUAUUUACAAUUCUCUUCUUAUUGCUUCACUAAAAAACAAUCAAAUUCAUCUUGCUUUAUCUAUUUUCAAUAGUCUUUUAUCACUUGAUCAGUCUUCGGAUUCGAAUUUCAAUUCGGUUAUUGUUGGUUCUUCCAAUUACUUGCUUUCGGCACUUAGGAAAGCCGGGAUGAAGAAAGAGUUUCGAAAUGUGUUUGAUACUUUGAGGGGAAGGGAAAGUUUUGAUUUUGAUUCGUGGGGAUAUAAUAUUUGUAUUCAUGCUUUUGGUUCUUGGGGUGAUUUGGUUACUUCCAUGAUGCUUUUUAAUGAGAUGAAGGAGGAUAAGAAUCUGUUUGGGCCGGAUAUGUGUACUUAUAAUACGGUUUUGUCGGUUCUUUGUAAGAUUGGGAAGAUUGAUGAUGCGAUUGUUGUGUGGAAUGAGCUCAAAGGGUGUGGUUAUAACCCGGACGAGUUUACUUACAGGACUCUCGUUCGGGGUUGUUGUAGGAGUUGUAGAAUGGAUGAGGGUGUGAGGAUUUUUAAUGAGAUGAAGGAUAAUGGGUUUCGUCCCGGGGUGGUUGUGUAUAAUUGUGUUUUGGAUGGGUUUUUCAAGGUUGGUAAGGUUAAUGAAGCGUGCGAGAUGUUUGAGAGAAUGACUCAAGAAGGGGUGAAAGCUUCUUGUUGGAGUUAUAAUAUUUUGAUUCAUGGACUUAUGAAGAAUGCGAGAUCGGAAGCUGGUUAUACGCUUUUUUGUGAUCUUAAAAAGAAAGGUCAGUUUGUGGAUGGGAUUAGUUAUAGCAUUGUUGUGUUGCAACUUUGUAAAGAGGGUCAUUUGGAAGAGGCUUUGGAGUUGGUGGAGGAAAUGGAAGCUAGAGGCUUUUCUGUUGACCUUGUUACGAUAACAUCUCUCUUGGUUGGCAUUCAUAAGCACGGUCGUUGGGAUUGGACGGAUAGGCUCAUCAAGCAUGUAAGGGAAGGCGAUUUGUUACCCGGUGUUCUUAGGUGGAAGGCUGGAAUGGAAGCUUCAAUCAAUAACUUGCAUUCCAAGGAAAAGGAUUACUCGCCAAUGUUCCCUUCCAAAGGAGGGUUUAGUGAGAUCAUGAGUUUCAUAACUCAUCCCGAGGAGGAUGAUGAGGUGGAAACUUCCUCUGAAGAAAUUGACGAGUGGACAUCAUCUCCGUAUAUGGAUAAAUUGGCCAAGCGUAUUGUGAAAUCAACUGGCAAUGCUCCGCGACUGUUUACACCUGACCGUAGACAGAGAGUUCAACAAAAAGGGCCUGAUUCUUUCGAUGUUGAUAUGGUGAAUACUUUCCUGUCUAUAUUUUUGGCCAAGGGAAAGUUGAGCUUGGCUUGUAAAUUGUUUGAGAUUUUCACCGACGCGGGUGUGGAUCCUGUCAGCUAUACUUAUAAUUCGAUCAUGAGCUCGUUUGUCAAAAAAGGCUAUUUUAACGAGGCUUGGGCCGUUCUGUCGGAAAUGGGAGAAAAGCUCUGUCCAACUGAUAUCGCUACGUACAAUAUGAUAAUUCAAGGUUUAGGAAAGAUGGGAAGAGCAGAUCUAGCCAGUGCUGUCCUCGAUCGACUGCUGAAACAAGGCGGUUAUCUUGACAUAGUUAUGUAUAACACUCUCAUCAAUGCUUUGGGGAAGGCAGGGCGAGUUGAUGAGGUGAACAAGUUCUUUGAGCAAAUGAGGAGCAGCGGGAUAAAUCCUGAUGUUGUCACUUAUAAUACUUUGAUUGAAAUUCACAGCAAGGCUGGCCGAGUCAAAGAUGCUUACAAGUUCUUAAAAAUGAUGCUCGAUGCUGGAUGCUCCCCUAACCAUGUUACAGACACGACUUUAGAUUAUCUAGUAAAGGAAAUCGAUAAAUUGAGAUACCAAAAGGCAUCGAUUUUGAGGGGAAAAGACGAUCCUUCUUGA
Messenger RNA from Lathyrus sativus (Indian pea), 2346 nucleotides. The record is from the annotation of a GenBank genome assembly. NCBI's taxonomy places the organism in Eukaryota, Viridiplantae, Streptophyta, Magnoliopsida, Fabales, Fabaceae.